AUGGAACGUGUUGAAGCAGCGUUGAAGAGCAGUAUCAGGAAAGAGAUGGCUUUGAAAACCACUCCACCGGUUUACGAAGAGUUUCUCGCCGUCACCACCGCUCAGAAUGGCUUUUCCGCUGACGAUUUCUCCGUCGACGACCUGCUUGACCUGUCAAACGAUGACGUUUUCGCCAACGAAGAGGCUGAACCAAAGGCUCAACAAGAGAUGCUCUGUGUUUCCUCCGAGGAACCGAACGACGACGAGGACGCACUUCGCCGGAGCAACGUUUCUUCCGGCUGCGACGAUUUUGGGUCUCUCCCUACAAGCGAACUCGACGUUCCGGCGGAUGACUUGGCAAAUCUUGAGUGGCUAUCUCAUUUCGUCGAGGAUUCCUUCACGGAACAUUCGGCUCCAAAUCUCACCGGAACCCCGAUAGAGAAACCGGUGUGGUUAACCGGUGACCGGAAACACCCCGUGACUCCAGCCACGGAAGAGUCGUGUUUCAAAUCCCAUGUUCCUGCUAAGGCCCGUAGCAAGCGGAACCGAAACGGAGUCAAGGUCUGGUCGCUUGGUUCGUCAUCCUCGUCGUCCUCGAGUUCGACCUCUUCCUCCUCCUCUUCGGGUCCUUCCAGCCCGUGGUUCUCCGGCGCUGAGCUGCUCGAGCCAGUGGCCACGUCGGUGAAACCGCCUGCUCCCAAAAAGCAUAGGAAAAGGUUGGCAGAGUCCGUUUUCAGCUGUCAGCUUCUGCAGCAGCAGCAGCAACAGCCACCUCGACGGUGCAGCCACUGUGGCGUCCAGAAAACACCACAAUGGAGAGCCGGACCGAUGGGAGCCAAGACGCUCUGCAAUGCGUGCGGUGUCCGUUUUAAAUCGGGUCGGUUACUACCCGAGUACAGACCCGCUUGUAGCCCGACAUUCUCAAGCGAGCUACAUUCCAACCACCACCGGAAAGUCAUAGAGAUGCGGCGGAAGAAAGAGCCGACGGGUGAAAACGAAACCGGUUUAAACCAGCUCGUUCAGUCACCAAAAGCUGUACCAAGUUUUUGA
Messenger RNA from Microthlaspi erraticum, 1029 nucleotides. NCBI's taxonomy places the organism in Eukaryota, Viridiplantae, Streptophyta, Magnoliopsida, Brassicales, Brassicaceae. The record is from the annotation of a GenBank genome assembly.